UCAUAACUCACAAAGUCUGAAUCCUGCAAGAAAGCAAAGAAAGAAUAGGUAUACAAAGUCUGUGUGUGUAUGUGUUUUUAGAUUUGUUUCUAAUAUAUGUCUGCAAGCUAGUCUCUUUGUUCUAUAAAUUCAAUCCUAAUUAAGAUGUAUGUGUGUUCGAUAAUUUUUACCUAAAAAUCAUUGCCUAUAUGCUGCAACUUUGUUUUGUCUUUUAGAGUUAAUCAUUGGGUUUUUUUUUUUUUUUUUCUUCAUAUAAAUGUGAAAAUUUAUGCACAGAAAAAGGUUAAUUUUGUAUUUGUAGACAAAGUCUAAAACUGUGUGUGUGUUGUGAUCUUUUCUGAUGACAAGUUUGUUAUAUAUAUCUGCAAGCUAGUCUUCUUUGUUUUAACAACUAAUUAAUCCUAAUUAAGAUAUAUAUGUGUUCUAUAUAUAAUUUUUACCAAAAAUCAUCGCCUAUAUAUAUGCUGGAGCUUUAUUGGGGCUUUUUAGGGUUAAUUAUUGAUUUUUUUUAUUUUUUUAUUUUUUCAUAUAAACUCGGAAAUUGAAGCACAGAAAAGGGUUUUAUUUGUAUAUCCUAUAACUGGGAAACAAGAUAUUGGAGUACUGGUGUUGGACAAUUAUGGGAAGGGGAAAGAUAGAUAUCAAGAGGAUUGAGAACAGCACUAGCAGGCAAGUCACCUUCUCCAAGCGUCGGGGAGGGCUACUAAAGAAGACUCAUGAGCUUUCUGUGUUGUGUGACGCCCAAAUCGGCCUCAUCAUCUUCUCAACCAAAGGGAAGCUGUUUGAGUAUUGCACCCAUCCACUGAGCAUGGGGGAAAUCAUAGAAAGGUACUUGAGGGUAACAGAAACUCGUAUCCCUGAGCGUGACAGCCGGGAGGAAAUAUUCAAAGAGAUGACAAAGAUGAGGAAGGAAACACAUCAUCUUGAGUUAAGUCUGCAAUGCUAUAAGGGAGAUUUGAGUUCUGUGAGGUAUAAUGAUCUGGAUGAACUUGAGCGACAGCUAGAACAGUCACUCAACAAGGUUCAAGCUCGAAAGUUCCAGCUCUUGCAGCAGCAGCUGGACAACCUUCAGAGGACGGAGAAAAUGCUGGAGAAGGAAAAUCAAGAUAUGUACCAUUGGUUGAUGAGCAAUCAUGUUCAGAAGCAACAAGCUGAAGAGCGGGAGAUUCAUCAGCACGCGAUGACGGAGCUGAAACUAGUGGGACAGCAGCAGCAUCAAGUGUUGGAUCAGUUUCCUUUCAAUGGAGAAGAGCAGCAGCCCAGUGGUGUGCUUCAGCUGCAGACUGAAAACCUCCCUUUUCAGCUCUACCCGUUUAGUCUCCAGCCUGCUCAGCCAAACCUUCAAGACCCCACUCUCCAUCCCCCUUCAGGCUAUGAUUCAACACCAGACGGUCCAGACAACUCUUCAGUCUUACCUUACGCGGCGCCUUCACCCUUCAGUCUCUCUCUCGGCCUCUCCACUUUCCUCUCUCUCUCUGAAAGACUGCCAGAUAACUCCUUUUUCUCAAAUCCACACCACACCAGCACACCUCGAGCGACCAAGAACACUACAGUUUACACUUCAAGCGAACCAGCAAAGAACACAAACCUUAAACAAUCGAAGUAA
Cornus florida is the source of this 1606-nucleotide messenger RNA. RefSeq names its product MADS-box protein defh21-like. Gene Ontology annotation, biological process: positive regulation of transcription by RNA polymerase II. Gene Ontology annotation, molecular function: protein dimerization activity; RNA polymerase II cis-regulatory region sequence-specific DNA binding; DNA-binding transcription factor activity, RNA polymerase II-specific. The transcript is spliced from 7 exons. Lineage: Eukaryota; Viridiplantae; Streptophyta; Magnoliopsida; Cornales; Cornaceae. The record is from RefSeq and is a predicted model, not a curated record. Gene Ontology annotation, cellular component: nucleus. The coding region runs from base 620 to 1606 and encodes 328 amino acids.